AUGUCCUUGCUUUUAAAACCUGUUUUAAGAUUUUCCACUACUUUUGAUAUUCGUUCAAAAUUUUUAAUUAAUACCGCUAAAAAUUUAUUUAAUAAAAGUAACUUUCAACAAAAAAACGGGUUCCCUUUACAACAUUUAACUUUUCAAACAAUUCAACGAAAGGACAUGCAUUCAAAAGUUGUUAUUAUCGGUUCCGGUCCGGCUGGUCACACUGCCGCACUUUACUUGUCAAGGGCAACUUUAGAACCCGUAAUGUUUGAGGGUUUCCUUGCGAACGGGUUUGCCGCGGGUGGCCAACUUACCACUACGACUGAUGUGGAAAAUUAUCCCGGAUUUCCUGAAGGAAUCAUGGGUCAAGAAAUGAUGGAUAAAUUUCGACAGCAAAGUUUAAGAUUUGGGACCAAAAUCAUCACUGAAACUAUAUCAAAGAUUGAUCUUUCCUCCAGACCCUUUAAAUUAUGGCGCGAAGGGAUGGAAAAUCAAGCACCUGACACGUCCGAUUCAUUAAUCGUGGCCACCGGUGCAGCGGCAAAGAGGUUAAAUCUUCCCGGUGAAGAUGUUUAUUGGCAAAAGGGGAUUUCCGCUUGUGCUGUAUGUGAUGGUGCUGUUCCAAUUUUUAGGAACAAACCUUUGGCCGUUGUAGGUGGUGGAGAUUCAGCCGCCGAGGAAGCUUUAUUUCUUACAAAAUAUGCUUCUCACGUUUACGUACUCGUUCGUAGGGAUAAACUCCGUGCUUCUAAAGUGAUGGCAAAUCGGUUACUAUCUAAUCCAAAAGUUACCGUAACUUGGAACACUAUUCCAAUCGAAUGUAAAGGUAAUGGUCAACUUCUUAAUCUGUUGAUUACUAAAGAUACAAAGACUGGAGAAGAAAAGGAAUUGCCAGUUAAUGGGUUGUUUUAUGCUAUUGGUCACGUUCCUGCUACAGAAUUAGUGAAAGAUCAAUUGGAAUUGGAUACUGACGGAUAUAUUAUUACUAAACCUGAUAGCACUUAUACUAAUGUUGAAGGUGUCUUUGCUGCUGGUGAUGUUAAAGACAAAAAAUAUAGACAAGCCAUUACCAGUGCCGGUUCUGGUUGUAUGGCAGCUUUAGAAUGUGAACGUUGGUUAAGCGAACAACAUCCCGAAUAA
This is a messenger RNA of Funneliformis mosseae, 1128 nucleotides long. Lineage: Eukaryota; Fungi; Glomeromycota; Glomeromycetes; Glomerales; Glomeraceae. The record is from the annotation of a GenBank genome assembly.